AUGUUGCCAAUUUCCCCAUACGAGCCCGAGGAAGGUGAUCCGAUAAUCUUGGCCAAUUUAAGCUGCCAGGUCAAAUUCAUCUUCAUGUUUGAGCGUUCAGGAGAACUGAAGGUCCAGAAGGUGGUGUCAGGCACGUGCUCAGGGGACAUCUCGAGGACUUUUGGGUCCUAUAUUGGGCUCGGGACGGAGGAGAACAGCGAAAUCAUCGUCGCAUGCAUUCACCACAAAUUCAAAAGGACUGCAGUAGCAUCGAAUACCCCUAGCGAGAUUCUCAUUACUGUCAUCUCGAGGGCAGGUAGCGAUGAAGUUCAGGGGCGACGGAUGUCGGAAACAGCUCGGGAUUCGUCGAAAAUCAACAAAGUCACCUCGAUGCUGGGUGGUCGAGGCGGCGGCGGGCGCGGGCAGCGCCAGAACUACGCGGACAUUCCCAAAACGAAUGAGAAGCUAGAGCGCUUUUAUACUGAACAAGGUUUUAUUCCGGAGGAAGAGAGAGAAGCAUUCUGGGAGGCUCUCCGGAGGGACCUCCCAAAUAGCUUCCGAUUCACUGGUUCCAAAGGGCAUGCCCUUGCUGUCCAGGAAAAGCUCAAGAGUCACUAUAUUCCCGAGAUCACCUCGAUCAAGUAUGAGGGUAACUUUGUCGAGCCGCCACGCCCAGUUCCUUGGUACCCUGACCAGCUCGCAUGGUGGAUGACGACCCCCAAGAAUGUCGUCCGGCGAUUCAAGCCUUUCGCCUCAUUUCAGAAGUUCCUUGUCGCCGAGACGGACGUCGGAAAUAUCACUCGACAGGAGGUUGUGAGCAUGAUUCCCCCACUGCUCAUUGACGUCAGACCCGGCAUGACCGUUCUGGACAUGUGCGCCGCACCAGGAAGUAAAUCUGCGCAAUUGAUGGAAUUGCUUCAUGCGGGAGAGGAAGAUGCAAUGCGCCAGGUCGCCCAGCAAGUGAAGGAAGGGAAGGCAGGGCCGGAACCUAUGGGGCCCGAGGGUCUUAACGACGAUGGCAGGCCCACUGGUCUUCUCAUCGCCAACGAUUCCGACUUCAAACGUGCACACAUGCUUGUCCAUCAAAUGAAGCGACUGAGUUCUCCGAAUCUUAUUGUCACGAAUCACGACGCCACUAUGUAUCCCUCCAUCAGAUUGCCUCCUCUCCCAGAACCCGACGGCAAGCCCCAAAAGAACAGAUACCUGAAAUUCGACCGCAUCCUCGCCGAUGUCCCUUGCACCGGUGAUGGUACUGCCAGGAAGAACAUCAGUGUGUGGAGAGAAUGGGGCCCAGCCAACGCCCUGGGUCUGCACGCUACGCAGGUUCGAAUUCUUGUUCGUGCUCUGCAGAUGCUGAAGGUUGGUGGACGGGUAGUCUACUCCACUUGCAGCAUGAACCCUGUCGAGAACGAGGCCGUUGUUGCUAGUGCCAUUACUCGCUGCGGAGGCUCGGCCAAUGUCGAAAUCCUCGAUUGCAGCAAUGAACUGCCCGGACUGAAGAGAGCUGCUGGCGUGCACACAUGGAAGGUCAUGGAUCGCGAGGGCCGUAUGUACAACAGCUGGAAAGAGGUCGAAGAGCAAAGGGAGCGUGAAGGCAUCAACCGCCUGGGCCGGAUCGGCGAAGGCAUGUUCCCGCCUACCGGAGAGAAUGCAGACUUGCCUCUUGAGAGAUGCAUCCGCGUCUAUCCUCAUCUCCAAGAUACCGGCGGUUUCUUCAUCACUGUCCUCGAGAAGAAAUCUGAAAUUCGCGCCAAGCCGGAAGACUCCUCUAAGGUCAUCCCCAAGGCCUCCAUUGCAGCUCUGACUGAGGAGCUCGAUUUCAAGCAGAAGCACGGAAACGGGCAGCCUCUUGAAAAGCUCGAUGCCUUGGACGAUCUGGUUGCCCUCGAUUCAGAGGCCCAGAUGGAGAUCGAUAAGAACGCCUCUGUUGCUGAAGCGACGCACCAAGUGCCCUACUCAGCAACGAACCAGAUCUCGCCUGCAAAGAGAGAUGCAGAGGACAUGGAAGAUGAGCUUCCAGCCAAGAAGGCCAAAUUGGAGGAUGGUACUGAAGUUGUGCUGGGUGAUCGUCCAAUCCACCGUCCUCCGCCCGAGGCAGAGAAUCCUGAGGUCUCUGAUGCCACGCCUACUCCGCUCCCUACGGAGACCCCUCAGCCCGACUCAACCGAGACAAAGCCCCAGGCCCCGCAGAAGCGGAAGCCGGGCCAGCCGAUUGAGGAACCAUUCAAAUAUCUGGAUCCCAACAACGAGGAACUCGACCCGAUUUUCAAGUUCUACGAGAUCUCCGAGCGGUUCCCACGCGACCGUUUCAUGGUCCGCAACGCGCAGGCCAUCCCCACGAGGACUAUCUACUACACCAGUGCAUUGGCGCGUGACAUCCUGAUGGCAAACGAGGGUCAUGGCAUGAAAUUCGUGCAUUGCGGUGUGAAGAUGUUUGUGAAGCAAGAUGCACAGCGCCCCAACGUCUGCCGCUGGCGCAUCCAGACCGAUGGGUUGCGCAUCCUUGAACCCUGGGUGGGUCCUGGUAGGGCUGUCGUCCUGACCAAGAAGGAGACCUUGCGCAAACUCCUCGUAGAGAUGUUCCCCAAAGUUGCCGAUGAUGGCUGGAAGGAUCUUGGCGAGAUUGGCGAACGUGUGCGGGAUAUCGAAAUGGGCUGUAGCAUUUUGUAUGUUGAGCCCGAGGAGAACUUUAGUGAACACAUGGUGCUCCCACUUUGGCGGUCGCUGCAUUCCGUCAACCUCAUGCUUCCCAAGGAAGACCGUCGUGCAAUGCUCCUACGUAUCUUCAACGACGAGCCUCAGCUGCUGAACAUUACUCAGCAAGGCACGCCUCAAACCUCAACUCCGGUAACACCCGCGGUCGAGCCGACGAAUGAGGAAGACGUGUCUGGCAUGGCUCCUACGGAAGCGGAAGAGAAUGCGCUGAAGCAUGAGAAUCUUGUGCUAGGCGAAGACCAACAGGAGCAGGUUGAUGCUCGGGAGACGUGGACCAAGGCCGGUGACGAAGAGGACCGGUUCAACACAACUGUAUAA
Molecule: messenger RNA, 3012 nt
Organism: Aspergillus thermomutatus
Lineage: Eukaryota; Fungi; Ascomycota; Eurotiomycetes; Eurotiales; Aspergillaceae
Product: tRNA (cytosine-C5-)-methyltransferase
Exons: 4
Coding region: 1-3012 (1003 amino acids)
Biological process (GO): tRNA methylation
Cellular component (GO): cytoplasm; nucleus
Molecular function (GO): tRNA (cytidine-N5)-methyltransferase activity; tRNA binding
Source: RefSeq, a predicted model, not a curated record